UCCAACAUAUCUACUGAUCAGAGAAAUUUUAAAGCAUACUGGGAAAAAGAUUAAGAGCAAAUGGGUUCUUUAAUGUCAGGAUGGGACUCUCCAACAAAGGAUCCCAACUCAGUGAGAAGGUGCAAGUCACUGACAAGAGAAGAAAUCGACGCUUUCUGGAAAACAAAGAAGAAGACCGAAGAGAAACAUGUUCAAGCCGUUUCCAACUUGGUAGCUCAGGAAGUUGCGGAAAGUCAGGGGAUAGAGGAUCGUUAUGAAAACCAAAGCAAGACGACUGGAUGGUGGAAAAGAAGCAACUGGGCGUUCUUGAAUGAGCCGAGGGAGGAAGAGGGUCGACCCAACAAUUACGUUCCGCAGUUCCAAGUAGCUCACAUCGCCAAAAUCGCCAGUAACAGCGCUGGAGUCACCGGCUAAUCACAAGUCAUCUCGGUGAAUUGUGAUUUUAGUUUUCUUUUGUGAUGAUUUAAUUACUGGGAAGUCACAUGUUAUGUAUGAUAUGGUGGUUACUUUAAUGUGUUGGCCGUAUUAGUAUCCGAAUGUGAGUAUAGAUCAUGUAACAAUGGUGUGGGAUUUUAAUCUUUUUUUAUAUGUACCAUUAUAUUUUUGGUUGUGUGGGAAGGAAGUGUGAUCUCACAAUGUGAGAUUUCUGCAUAUUUUGAUAUCAUUUUAUGAGCAGGCUGCAUGGGUGCGUGGCCAUCUUUUGGUAGUA
Messenger RNA from Brassica napus (rape), 709 nucleotides. RefSeq lists its product as uncharacterized. The record is from RefSeq and is a predicted model, not a curated record. Bases 61 to 414 code for a protein of 117 amino acids. The transcript has 4 exons. NCBI's taxonomy places the organism in Eukaryota, Viridiplantae, Streptophyta, Magnoliopsida, Brassicales, Brassicaceae.